AUGGCGCCCCGACUGACGCUAGACUCGUUACCGGUAGAGCUCGUCCACGCCAUCGCCUUUGGCUCGAACGUGCUCGACGUGCGCGACAUUGGCGCGUUGGCCAUGACCUGCUCGGCCAUGAACGCAGCUCUGGCGGGCGAUGGCUACAGCAGAUCGCGGUGGCGGGCAAGACUUGGCCUACAUGCAUGCGGUGAGCGGAGCUGGUGGCGAUCGGCUCGCCGCGCGCUGCACGAGCACAGAUUUGACAUCGACGCCACGGUCCGCUGGCAGGUCCGGGUCCAAUCGUCGGAGCGGGCCGUGACUCGCGACGAGCGGGUGGCAACACUGUGGGGGACUCUCUCCUCCCGCGAUGCAUCUAGCUCUUGGCCAAAGAACAUCGUCGACGACGAAGCUGAUGAUGAGCUCCGAUACCGCCUCAUCGCCGACCUGCUCGCCGCCGAGCCGGGCCUGCCGGCAAAGAUGCUGCGCGCUGCGACGCGGAUGGCUGUUCGCAAAGGCGACGUCGAAGCCACAGUUAUGCUCCUCGAUCAUGGGCGAGUGGCUGAUGCCGAGUUGCUGCGGUAUGUGCAGACGCGAGGAGACCGCGAAGUCGGCGACGAGCUCGUCGAUGUGCUGGUGAACAACCCCGGAGUCGACGUCGACGUGGCGGGCUGGACCGCGCUGCUGCGGGCAGGGCGAGUGGCGGCUGCGCGGUAUGUUCUUGCGCAUCCAAAAUCCCAUGCUGCCCUCAUGGUACCCGGAACGGUUGAUGUGGUGGUGACUGCGCUCCGCGCCUGCAGCGUUGUCGACGAUUCUGACGCCGCCGCCACCAUCCUCGCCCUCGCGCAGCACGCCAUGUACUCGCCAACUAACGCGGACUUGGUAGCCGUGAGCAGCUUUGCUCCGCUAGCCCACGUCCAGGCCUUCCUCGCCGCACACCCGUACCUCGAACUGACCUGCCGUGCUGCGUCGACCGCCGCGCGCGCCGGCAACGUUGACGUCUUUCGAUGGAUCAUGUCCGAGGGCGUGGCGCCAACGUCCAACAUCAUCUACGCAGCCAUCCGCGGCGGACAGGCUGUGCUCGCCGACGAGCUCAUUACCGAGCUCAAGUUUCGUCCCUCGCAGUACUGCCUCAAAGAAGCUGUGCGUGCCAACCACUCUGCUGUCGUUGAUCUUCUUCUCGCCAAGUACGCCCUCUGUGCCUCUGACGAUCUUUUGAAGACCGCAGCCCGCAACGACUCAGCAUCAGUCGUCGCCGCUCUUCUCCGCGAUGACUCGUUUGCCAUCACACCCGCUGCGGUCCGCUUUGCCGCGUUUUCCGACGGCCCGUAUCGUGCGCUGCUGGCCGCUGUUGCCCAGCCGCGACUGGCGCCGACAUGCCUCCCGCGGCAUGUUGCAGCUGCGCUCCUUGCUGACACCGUCGAACCAGACCUCUUUCUUAUUGUCCGUCACUUGUUUGCUGUCCUCGGCCACACUGACAACGUAGUCGAGCUCUUUGAUGCGCUCGCUCGUCUGAUGCAGCCCUCUGCCGCCGAUGUCCGCGACGCUAUGCUCUCGUUUGCGUCGCACAUGGCUCCCAACACCAUGUUCUGGGCCGCUCGCAUGCGCUUUGACGAUGUCUCGAAGGCACUGCAGGAAUUACUGGCGCCAGACAUCGCGUGAGCAGGUCAGGGGGGGGGGGCGUUCAGCGCCUCCUCCCGUCCGCUCCGCGUUUCAAGUUGAUCAUCCGCCCAACACCCUCGCCCGCCAUCUACCCCCAUUGAUGGCUUUCUUGCGCCACACACGUCCCUCAAAUACAAGUGUUCACUUCCAUACCCCUUGCCUAAACUAGUGCAUCAUUGCCUG
This is a messenger RNA of Thecamonas trahens ATCC 50062, 1824 nucleotides long. RefSeq lists its product as uncharacterized. The record is from RefSeq and is a predicted model, not a curated record. The transcript has a single exon. The coding region runs from base 1 to 1641 and encodes 546 amino acids. NCBI's taxonomy places the organism in Eukaryota, Apusomonadida, Apusomonadidae.